UGCGCAGCUCCUGGAGUGCGCAGCGAUUGGCAGUGCGCUGUGUCCCUCGGACACAGCGGAUCACCGAUCCACAGAAAGAGCCGAAGAUGUCGGCUCGGUCAUGGGACAUGUACACUGAUCAUCAGAGCACUGAUGAUCAGUGUGCCCUGAUGAUCUGUGUAGCCCCAGCAGUGCCGCCUGUCAGUGUCCAUCAGGGCCAGCUCUCAGUGCUCAUCAAUGUCACCUGCCAGUGCCCAUCUGUGCCACAUUUCCAUGCCCAUCAGUGCCACAUCAAUGCCACAUAUCAGUGCCCAUCUGAGCUGCCUUUCAGUGUCACCCAUCAGUGCCAGUCAGUGCCACCUAUCAAUGCCAGUCAGUACCACUUAUCAGUGCUGCCAAUCAGUGCCACCUAACAGUGCCAGUCAGUGUCACCUAUCAGUGCCAGUCAGUACCGCCUAUCAGUGCCAGUCAGUACCGCCUAUCAGUGCCACCUAUCAGUG
Messenger RNA from Staurois parvus, 479 nucleotides. The record is from the annotation of a GenBank genome assembly. NCBI's taxonomy places the organism in Eukaryota, Metazoa, Chordata, Amphibia, Anura, Ranidae.